Molecule: messenger RNA, 1198 nt
Organism: Corylus avellana
Lineage: Eukaryota; Viridiplantae; Streptophyta; Magnoliopsida; Fagales; Betulaceae
Product: LOB domain-containing protein 37
Biological process (GO): regulation of gene expression
Source: RefSeq, a predicted model, not a curated record
UCUCUCUCUCUCUCCUCUCGAGUCUGAACCCUUCAGUUUAUAUAUACCCCCUUCCCUUCUGCUGCCUGCGCCUAACUUCCUUCUCUCUCGACUCUCCCCUUCCAUGAUUCAUUCAAAAAGCUCUGUUUCUUGCGCUCAAAGAAACUAUUACAUUCUCAUAAUCUGGGGGGCAUUAGCUGUUCAUUUGAGAGUGCGACAGCAAAACACAGGUUGAGUUAAUAGUAAGGAAAUGAGUUGCAAUGGGUGCAGAGUUCUCCGAAAGGGGUGCAGCGAGUCGUGUAUUCUACGCCCUUGCUUGCAGUGGAUCGAGACCCCUGAAGCCCAAGGUCACGCCACCGUAUUCGUCGCCAAGUUCUUCGGCCGCGCCGGCCUUAUGUCCUUCAUCUCCAACGUCCCCGAGUCCCAGAGACCUGCUUUGUUUCAGUCGUUGUUGUUUGAAGCAUGUGGACGGACCGUCAACCCGGUGAACGGCGCCGUUGGACUUUUGUGGACCGGAAACUGGCACGUGUGCCAGGCGGCGGUUGAGACCGUCCUACGCGGAGGCACGUUGCGCCCGAUGCCGGAGCUUCUUGGCACCGAUCGAACUCCGGCGUCCGACGAGGCGUCCGAGGCCGACGAAGUCACCUGUACCGACAUGUGGAGCCUCGGCUCUCCCAGUCCCAAGUCCCGGCCCAAGGUCUCCCCGAAACGCAAGCGAUCCUCCGACGAGCCGGCAGGUCUCGAUCUCCGCCUGACCCCGAGUUUUCUGGCCAAGGCAUCGGCCUACAAGCCCGAGAUCCGGCGGCCGGGUACUCCGUCCAUGAAUUCGGAGGAGUCGGUGACGACCACGUGCUUCGAAAGCGGUUUGGCGGAUCAGCAUGGAAGGGGAGGAGAUCCAAAGCUUCUCAGCUUGUUCUUUUGAAAUUGCUUCCUCUGCGUUACGUUUUUUUGGGUGAAUCUUAGGUUCACACGUGCGAGUACGCUGUAAUAUUUCUAUAAUUUAGUUUUUCUCAAAUUUUUGUUUCUUUAUUUGGGACUUGAGAGGGAGUUUCCCGGAAUUGCAUUCCGGCGAGAUUUUGUUAAAUUACCGGCACAGGAUUUCUCUCUUUCGUGUGCUUUAGAGAGAGAGGGAGGAAAAUGAGUCUGUCGGUAGCGUUGUAUCGUUUUUGUAUUUAGUUAUGGCUUUCACACAUGAAUAAUCAUUCUCUUUUCUUUUUUU